AACCUUUAUCUAAUUCCCAUUGUCAUUUUCAUGUUAUGGUUAGCUUUCUGCCCCACUAUUAGUAUUAGUCUCUGGGUUAGAAACUAGAACACAAAACCAAGACAAUGGCAGCCACAGCAUGCUUGAAUUAUGGAGCACCUGCCUCACUCAAUCCACAGCAGAAACAGCAAUCACCAAGGGCAAGAAACAACUGCUUGAUAGAUACAACAAUUAUGGGAAAGAGAAACAUGAUGAUGAUGGGGUUGAGAGGGAGAUAUAAUAACGCAAACAAAAGGGUUGGAAUGGUGAGAUGUAGCGGUAUAGGAAUAGGGGACUUCAUAGGAGGGGAUUUGGUGAAACCUGAUCUAGGCCGAUGGCUAUCAGACGUGGAAGAGCACAAAGCCCUUGCAAUUUACACCCCACAUGAGGGAGGCUAUGAGGGACGUUACCUUAACCGACUCAGAUACCAGGGCUACUAUUUUCUCGACCUCACUGCUCGAGGCCUUGGAGAUCCUGAGACCACCCUCACCAAGGUUCAUCCUGUUUGUCCUGCCCAUGUAGGGAAGCAGCCAAUUGCAAGAUGGUAUUUCCCACCAGAGGUUGAUUAUAGGCUAGCUGCACUGCCUCCUGAUGCGAAAGGACUUGUGGUCUGGAUAAUUGAAGCCAAGGUUCUGUCGAAGUCAGAAUUGCAGUUUCUCGCAUUGCUUCCCACCCUAAGGCCUAAAGUCAGGGUUAUUGCCGAGUGCGGAAACUGGAGAAAGGUUGUGUGGAAGCCACUCAAAGAAAUUGCAGGACUAACAGAAAAUGAGGGAGCAUGAUAGCACAAGUCAACAAAAUGGAAGUCAAUACCUUUAUCCUAUGCCGAGCUUUAGUCUAAUCUUCCCAGCUGAAGGCCUAAAAAGCUGUACUGCAGGGGUGAAACAAAGUCAGAAAAAUAUUAACUGAGUACAGGAAAUAAGCUGGAGUCCUCACAAAUUAUUUACCAAGUACUAUAUUCUUGUUGAACUAAUGUUGUCAGAAAUACAAAUUACACACAAACACAACUAGUUAUUCUUGUUUCCUUUAACAAGGAUAUUUUGCAAGUAAUAAGCCACACGCAAGUGGCUGUGGGGUUUGUAAUAUUG
This is a messenger RNA of Quercus lobata, 1103 nucleotides long. It is a transcript of the gene NDHN, whose product is annotated as NADH dehydrogenase-like complex N. NCBI's taxonomy places the organism in Eukaryota, Viridiplantae, Streptophyta, Magnoliopsida, Fagales, Fagaceae. Gene Ontology annotation, molecular function: oxidoreductase activity, acting on NAD(P)H, quinone or similar compound as acceptor. The transcript is spliced from 4 exons. Gene Ontology annotation, cellular component: membrane. The coding region runs from base 105 to 797 and encodes 230 amino acids. The record is from RefSeq and is a predicted model, not a curated record.